AUGGGAAUCUUGUUUAGUUGCUUUUCGGAUGAAUAUGAAGGAGAACAGGAUCCGUUGUUAGAAAACCAAUUGGGCUAUAAUUCAAUACGAAGCACCAUAGAAGACAGACAUGCCCUAGAACAGGAGCUGCAGCAGCAGUUGCUUCAACGUGAGCAGGAACUUACAGAAAUUGUUAAUAAUACCAAUGACAAGCUUAUAGAUAUUAGUAUGAUUAGUAAUAGUGGUAUCGUUGUACAGAGUCAGGACUUAGAAGAACAAGAUUCCAAAAAUACCGUAGACGGUCGUUUUAACACCUUAGAUUCCAGUAAAGUCCCACAUGAACUUCGAAAGAAGGUUGGGAAACUACACAAAGAUCUAUUUCAAGAGUUGGAUAAGGAACUCAUUGUCACGAAUGAUGAACCCUUAAUAGUAAAGUUAUAA
Messenger RNA from Eremothecium sinecaudum, 420 nucleotides. RefSeq names its product Meh1p (gene MEH1). NCBI's taxonomy places the organism in Eukaryota, Fungi, Ascomycota, Saccharomycetes, Saccharomycetales, Saccharomycetaceae. The record is from RefSeq and is a predicted model, not a curated record. Gene Ontology annotation, cellular component: Ragulator complex; membrane raft; late endosome membrane. Gene Ontology annotation, biological process: endosomal transport; positive regulation of TOR signaling; positive regulation of MAPK cascade. The transcript has a single exon. Bases 1 to 420 code for a protein of 139 amino acids.